Molecule: messenger RNA, 730 nt
Organism: Trichogramma pretiosum
Lineage: Eukaryota; Metazoa; Arthropoda; Insecta; Hymenoptera; Trichogrammatidae
Product: 60S ribosome subunit biogenesis protein NIP7 homolog
Exons: 4
Coding region: 79-621 (180 amino acids)
Biological process (GO): ribosome assembly; ribosomal large subunit biogenesis
Cellular component (GO): nucleolus; nucleus; preribosome, large subunit precursor
Molecular function (GO): RNA binding
Source: RefSeq, a predicted model, not a curated record
ACUGCUUGUUGCUUUUGUGCCAGUGUCCAUGUGCUCAGUCAAACUAUUUACACUCUUUUUAAUUUUAACAUUUACAUAAUGAGAGUUUUAGCGAAAGAUAAAGAGGAAAAAGUCCUCGCAAAAAUCGAAAAAUACAUUGGUGAUGACGUGCAAAAUUUAUUCAAACGUCCCGAUGGAGAUUAUUGUUUCCGAGAAAAAAAAGAUCGCGUGUAUUACGCAUCCGAAAAAAUAGCUAAUCUCGCCAGUACAGUCGCUCCUGACAAUUUAAUGAGUUUUGGUAUCUGCAUAGGAAAAUUCACUAAAUCUGGCAAAUUCCGUAUGCAUAUUACAGCCCUGCCAAUAUUAGUUCCAUUUGCUAAGCAUAAAAUAUGGGUCAAAUCAUCAGCGGAGCAACAGUUCUUGUAUGGACACAAUAUUAAUAAAUCUGGUUUGGGUAGAAUAACGGAUCAAGUUACAAAGUAUCAAGGAGUUAUUGUGUUAUCCAUGAGCGAUUUACCACUGGGUUUUGGAGUUGCUGCCAAGAGUACUCCAGAAUGUUCAAAUGCAGAUCCAAUGACUGUUAUUUGUUUUCACCAAGCAGAUGUAGGAGAAUAUAUCAGAAAUGAAGACGAUUUACUUUAGGUAAUAAGUUGUACAGGCAUGUUUGUAGGAUAUAACAAAUUAAUUUAGUAUAAAAAAUAUUUAUUAGUUUAACAAUUUUUUUAAUAAAAAAUUCAUGACUAAAAUUCAA